UCGAUUUGGGGUGACAAUAUGUGAGGAUACAAGCAUAUUACAAAUGUACAGGGUAAUUCCCAUGCUCUAAUUCUAGAUGCUAGAUUCUCUGGAAAGUCUCAAGCUUUAUAUUUUCACAUAUCUGGUGAAAUGACCAGUUGUACAUUAUGGAUAAGUUCUUUCUAGGUCCUCUAAGCCUUCCAGAGUAACUAAUGUGCUUUGAUCUCAAACAUAAUAUAUCUUAUAAUUAAAUUUUGCAGGCCCCAAUGCUUAUAUCUGUUUAAGCUGAAUAGUUCAGGGGAAGGUUUACUGCAGUCUGUGCAAUGCACAAAUGCAGUGAGAUCUAGAGUAGAGAAGUUGCUUUAAGAAAGAGCCUCCUGUUGCGGUUGAACCGGGACUAGCUAUGGAUAAUCUAUCUACUGAUCUGAUACCAACGGCAGAUCAGUAUUUCCUCUUGAACUUUAUCAUAGGGAUUUACUUUGCACCUGAUCUCAAGGAAGAAAAAAUCCGCAAGCCUGUAUUACAAAGAUAUGUUGAAGGUCUUCCACCAUACAUUUCCAAUCAAUUGGCUGGUUCAUUUAUGAGUAUGGUAGAAAUGGAAAGGGUGUACUACUGUGUAGUAAGAAAGGCAAGUAGAUCUGUCAUCAUGAAACCCCCAAUGUUGCGCCUGUUCUUUCAAGGAAAUCUUCCUGCCCCGGUUGAAGACCCCAGCUUGGCUUACCCACAAUUUGAUGAUCUCUUCCCUCCUAAGUUGCAUCCCCGUACACAAAGUGGAAACCAGUAUGAUAUGGUUCAGAAUAUUGUUUUCAUCAACGAGCCAGACAUCUCAUACAUAAAGCCAGAGGAUAUUGACAGGUUUAAGAGGCUGACAGGACUAGAAGAGUUCCAUCUGGACGGAGAGAGUUCAAUGUUGCACAAUUCUGUAGGGGGUGAGAUGGUAUAUGAUCUGGUAGGGCAAGAAGAAGAUCAGUCUGAAGAUUUUCUACACCGUGGUUCUGCGCAAAAUUUUAGUGCUGUACCAUAUACUGGUACACCAACUGAACAUAAUAUGCCAUCUAAUGGUACGCUACCUUUAGGCAAUAACUUUGCUAAUCCUCUAAUGGAUGGUGCCACAAUUCCAUCACCCACAAAAACUAGUUCUGCAGAUGACUAUGAGCCAAGAAAGAUAUUCCUUCCUUCUUUUCCAUCAAGGGAGGUUUGGAGUAACAUCAUUGCAGCCACUAAGAAUGGAUUUUCUGUGACUGGGAGUGCAGCAAGGGGACAAGUAGGGCCUGUUAUAGGACUCAUAGAUAUCGGCGAGAGCGAUGAUUCGUACCUAUUCCGAGUGUCACUUCCUGGAGUGAAGAGGGAUGAAAGAGAGUUCAGCUGUGAAGUGGAGAAUGACGGUAAAGUGUUAAUCAAAGGAGUUGCAACAACUGGUGAGAAAACAGUCCACAAAUACUCUCAAGUGUUUGAGAUGCAAUCUCAGAAUCUUUGUCCUUCAGGAAAUUUCUCCAUCUCCUUCAAUCUCCCUGGUCCAGUUGACCCUCGUCAAUUUUCUGGUAAUUUUGGUACUGAUGGGAUCCUUGAGGGAAUUGCAAUGAAAGCUGGACAAUGCUAACAAUAGCACGAAAAAGCUCACUCAUUGGCUUCACCAUUUUCUAUGAGUGUGCAUCUCUGACAUAUCCUUGCCUUGUACAUGUGACAGAAAAUGUGACUUUUGGAUAUAAAAAUUCCUGUUAAUUGUUGCCCAGUUCGUUGCAUAGUUUGUACUCAGGAUGAUAUCAUCCCUCACCUUUGUUCUUUUUUUGAAGAGA
Coffea arabica (coffee) is the source of this 1775-nucleotide messenger RNA. RefSeq names its product increased DNA methylation 2. The record is from RefSeq and is a predicted model, not a curated record. Lineage: Eukaryota; Viridiplantae; Streptophyta; Magnoliopsida; Gentianales; Rubiaceae. Gene Ontology annotation, cellular component: nucleus.